CUAGUUAACGGCGCUGGCUAGCUAACGUUAGCGAUGUUGCAAACAUGUAGCAUUUUCUAUGGAAAUUGAUUAAUUUUGAUACUCUUCCCUCCAUAGCUGUGUCAACAUAAUACUAAUAGAUGUAUAUACCAGUCGUUUGGCAGUAAUUUGUAGUUUUCGUCUAAUUAUAGCCAACUGGGAACCACAGAGUGUUUGUGUUUGGGUUAGCUAGCCGACAUCGGCUACGUCGUUUGCUAUGUAGGUUAGUUACUUAGCUUUAGCUCGAGUCGGUAGCAUGAGCAAAAACUAAUUAAGGAGGAAGAUCAUAGGUUUAUUGAUAGUUUCACCGUGCUCGAUAAUUGGAGAGUUUACAUAGAAUACACGAAUAUAAUCGCGUUUUAAUUGUGCCGUUUAUUCUCACUGACUGAGAAUCGGGUUAGCUAGCACCACAAGCUACAUACUUAACGGUAACUUAGCCAUGUAAACUAAGGCUUCGAUCGACUGCCUCUACAAACAUUGUUUUCCAGGUGAAACAAAGUGGGCAUUAUUAAAGGGGCUCCAUAGCACUUGGAUCUGUUCUUCUCUGUCCCAGGUUCAUUCUGCUUGGUCUAUGGCUCUGAUGGACAAACACAAACAGGUCAAGCGACAGAGACUUGACCGCAUUUGUGAGGGUAUCCGACCCCCAAUCCUAAACGGGCCGAUGCAUCCACGGCCAUUGGUGGCCCUGCUUGAUGGGCGUGACUGCACUGUAGAAAUGCCCAUCCUCAAAGAUGUGGCUACAGUGGCCUUCUGUGAUGCCCAGUCCACACAAGAGAUUCAUGAGAAGGUGCUAAAUGAGGCAGUGGCUGCGCUGCUGUACCACACAAUCACUCUGUCCAGAGAUGACUUGGAAAAGUUUAAAGGCUUACGAGUAAUUGUCAGGAUUGGCUCUGGAUUUGACAAUGUUGACGUCAAAGCAGCUGCUGAGUUAGGCAUAGCUGUCUGUAACGUACCAGCAGCUUCAGUGGAAGAGACAGCCGAUACUUCGUUAUGUCUGAUCCUUAACUUGUAUAGGCGAGUCACCUGGAUGCACCAGGCCCUGAGGGAGGGGACCCGGGCCUCCAGUGUUGAGCAGAUCAGGGAGGUGGCAGGUGGUGCUGCUCGCAUCCGAGGAGAGACACUGGGCAUUAUUGGUCUUGGGCGUGUUGGCCAAGCGGUGGCUCUGAGGGCCAAGGCUUUUGGUUUUGGUGUGAUCUUCUAUGACCCGUAUCUGCCCGAUGGUGUAGAGCGCUCACUGGGCCUGCAGCGAAUGGCGACUCUCCAGGACCUGCUCAUCCACUCUGACUGUGUAUCCCUGCACUGCAGCCUCAACGAGCACAACCACCACCUCAUUAAUGACUUCACCAUCAAACAGAUGCGUCAGGGAGCCUUUUUGGUGAACACGUCGAGAGGGGGUCUGGUUGAUGAGAAAGCACUGGCUCAGGCCCUGAAGGAGGGCCGGAUACGAGGGGCUGCCCUGGAUGUCCACGAGACCGAACCAUUCACUUUUUCAACAGGCCCUCUGAAGGAUGCUCCUAACCUGAUCUGUACCCCGCACACAUCUUGGUACAGUGAGCAGGCCUCUGUUGAGGCUCGUGAAGAGGCAGCCAGGGAAGUACGCCGUGCCAUCACUGGGCGUAUCCCUGACAGUCUGAAGAACUGUGUGAAUAAGGAGUAUCUGAUGGCAGCCUCUCAGUGGCCCAGCAUGGAGGCAGCCACUGUUCACCCAGAACUCAAUGGAGCUACCUAUAGAUUUCCUCCAGGUCUGAUCAAUGUUGCAGCAGCAGGGGGUCUCCCAGGAGCAGGUGCUGGGGUUGAAAGCCUGGUCUCAGGACCCCUGCCCCAUGGCAUCGCCCCUGUCUCCCACCCCCCUCAUGCCCCCUCUCCGGGGCAGCCCACUAAAGCUGAAGCCGACAGAGACAUCCCCUCCGACCAAUAGCCCCCCCUGCCGCCGCCAGCACAUUCCGUCACCAAUGGAAACCAACCCCUAACCCCCCACCCCCCAGACACAGCCCGACCCUCCAGUGCAUCGGCAGCACCAGUUUGACCUGACGUGGAUCUACACAGUCCUGUUUCUCAGAUCACAUAACCAGCCCAGGAGUGACCUAUCCACAGCCCCUUCCCACCACCAUCACCAUGUCCCAUCCACACCUCCAGAACACACACAUCCUCCAUCCUUCCUCCCUCAUAUCAUCCACACACCUGCCCCUCCCUCCCCCACAACGUCAGCAAUAACUGUGUUCUCAAGGAUUCAGUGAUCGGAUCGGUUUAUUUCCUCAUUUGGCUGUUGUUUUAAUGGAAAAGUUGAUCUGUUGUGGUUUUAGGUGUUAAUGUUUGUUUGUUUAAAAAAAAAAAAAAAGGAAAAAAAAAAGCAUUUCUGACAUGAGGUUUAACAGUCCCGCUCUGACUCAAACCAGUAGAGGCGGACCUGUUGAAGCCCCCCUAUGUACAUUAAUGGCUCAUGUUACUGCUCUCUUCUUCUUCUUUUCUUUUUUCCUCUCCCCCUUCAUUGUUCUUGUGGGGAAACGUGUACUAAAGUAAACCAGACAGAAUCACAAAUUGUACAUCCUGCCCUGCCCCCACCAUCACCACUAGGCAUUUAGAUUCCCAGUAGCUCCAACUUUUGCCUUUAGCGCUCCCUGGCACUGUUUUAAGCUUGCUCAGCAGUGGGAUACAUUAUACUGUCAGUGUGGAGCUCUCUCAGAUUGAUGAAGUCUGUUUUAUCUGCUCGUAUUUAAGCUCUUAACCCCGUGAACAAUGCUGUGAUGUCUUGUCAUAGUCCAGUCAUCCCCGUGGUAAAUGCUUGGGCCCUUAUGGUUUGCAUUGUCAUGUGAUAACAGCUCAGAGUCCUAUCAGAGAGCCCUGAGGCAUGCGUUUCCAUCUCAUGCCAGCUUGCUUUGUGUGUGGAGUUGGUACUGAUAGUACGCACACAAACGCAGGGAGUUCUAUUGUUGAAAUGGCAGCAGCGUGUCAGGGAUGUCACCAGCAGAGGGCACCGUCACACUGAGAGCAAACGGAUAGAUUUCAGACGGACAGUUACCAGGGAUCAAGUAUCGCCUUAUUGUUUAAGACCUCACCACACCCUCCACCACCACUCUGCACCCACUCACCCACCCUCCACUCCUCUCCCACUGUCAUAACCCACCCUAGACAUCUCCUGAACCAGUAUGCAUCCCUCUUUUCCUUUUAGCUUGAGGGGACGGUAAAUUUCAGAUUCCCUGUCGGAGCAAGGGGACAGUGUUCUUGCAUGCUGGCUUUAACAACAGUGGUGUGUGUGUGCGUGCGCGAACGAACGUGUGUGUGUGAUCGUUCCCUUACUCUGUUAGGAUAACAAGCUGUUGUCUUUCCAAAGGAAUAGUCCCUAGGAGUAACUCUUUAACGCUGUUGCCCUGGUGUCAAGGGAACACCUUUCUAGUACCUCAGUAACAGAUAUUGAAUGUACCGUGCAUACCCUUUUAUUUUUUGUACAGAUUUUCUAGAUACUUCUUUAAUAUUCUUUAACAGAAGGGUUGUGAAAUUGUAGCAGUAAUGACACAAUAAAAAAAAAAACAUUGCCCCGUGAAAUAAAUUGACAGAAUCUUUGUAGGUUCACUAUAGGUCACUGAAAACUCAGGCUUCAAAACCAAUGCGUAUCAUUGCCUUUACCUUUUUAUUUCCUCAUUGUGGAAAUCUUCGCACAAUGCUUUCCCGUAUUUAUACUUCAGACUGUAGUUGAUGUGUUUCCAUCUUACCGGCAAAUGAAAAUGAGGAAAAAAGAAAGGCGGUCGUUGUGUUCUGCUAGUCUUCUUUUACUAGAACAGUAGUUUGUAGAUGCUGUUUUUUAUCUUUAGCCCCCCUUCAUUGUCAAGCUGCUCUAUUUAUAGUGCAUGUGAGGUAAUUCUUUAGAGGAAAUACUAUUGGCUUAAAGAUUUGUGUCAUCUUGCUGUUUUCCUCUGCUCCCUGGCCUUUUUCCUCCCCUCCCAGAGUGUUUCAGCCCAAGUUGCCAUUUUGUCGUGGUCAGUUUCCAGUGAUGUACAGUUUUCCCCUCAGAGUCUAUGAGAGACAUGGAGCAUGUCUGUGUCCUGAGAUGCUAGGCUCCUCUGUCAUGUGAUGAGUAUAUAUUUUUAAAAAUAACCCCAUAGUUCAGAUUAUGAGCAUAAUAGUAAUCUUAAAUUUUGCUGUUGAUGAGGAUGAUUAUAUAUUUUUCAGUUCAGCAGUGCACUGUUAUGAAACCCAUUCUGUUUUAUUGUAGGAUUUCAUUUUUAUGGAUAUGCUGUCUGUGUUCUACAUGUUGUACUGAAACAUUUCAGAGAAAACAAGAGCUCCCCUUCCCCAGUGUUUAUUUUUUUUCCUUCUUUUUUCUUAGUCUGAUCCCGCUCGUCCUUUCCAGCUGAUAUCCUGGGCCUUACUUUUUCUCUCUCCCCGUAAAGUAGCUGUUAUAGAAAGUCGCCAUGGAACCACUCACUGCCUUAAUACAGUUGACCACAGCAGGUGAAGUCAGGAAAAACAUCCAGUGGAAAAAAGAACAGGCCAGGAUCAAGGCCACGCCACAAAAAGCUCUCACACCCCUGCAGGCCUAAAUCCACAGCACCUUGUGUUUCCUUUUCAGUGAUGAACCACAUUUAGCCUUGUUUACACACUUUGUUUUUGUGUCCCUCUGCAACACACAAAUCCAGUGUAAAGUCCUACUGUGCAUUAAAAAGAUAUUUCUUUUUUUUUUUUUCUUAGUUUGUUCUUUAAUAGUUCAGCCCUGGCAGUGUGUAUGUAUGUGCAUCGACUAACAGAUAAGCACAGUGUGUAUGCUCACAAAGCCACAGCUGAUAUUUCACUCAUGGGUGUGAGAAUUCCCCCCUCCAUCUACAGCGACCACCACCACCUCUCUGGGGCUCUUAAAGCUUCUUUCACAUUGCUGGCAGAGCCACGGAGGGGAUGGAGGGAGGGGGUGGAAGGCAAAGCAGACACUGGUGUGGUCUUUCAAAAAAAAAAGAAAAUUUUGGUGAGAAUCGGUCACUUUUUCUCUCUCAGGGUUCAAAUGCACACAUAUCCUUUAGCAGUCGCCCUCUAUCUACUUCGUGUUGCCCUUGUCCAGUUUUCCGCCCUCAGAAUGUAGAAAAACCUCCUGCGUUUUAGAAACCCUUUCUCCUCUUGUUCCUUUUGUGCACAGGUCUGAACUUUUUUCUGUUUUUUUUUUUUUUUUUGGCUUUCUUUUGGCACUGACAUCUAACCAUCUAACAAGGAAUGAAUGAAUGAAUGUUUGAAAGUGACUGUGUGUAAUGUUAAAAUUGGGAAAUGUAUUUUUACAACAUGUGAACAUGUUUUUUCACUCACUCUCAUUGUGAAUUGAUUUUUUUUUUCUUUCACCAGACUGCAAAAACAAAACAUCAAAAACGAAAAAAAAAA
Molecule: messenger RNA, 5376 nt
Organism: Sphaeramia orbicularis (orbiculate cardinalfish)
Lineage: Eukaryota; Metazoa; Chordata; Actinopteri; Kurtiformes; Apogonidae
Gene: ctbp1l
Product: C-terminal binding protein 1-like
Exons: 11
Coding region: 590-1936 (448 amino acids)
Biological process (GO): regulation of transcription by RNA polymerase II
Cellular component (GO): nucleus
Molecular function (GO): transcription corepressor activity; NAD binding; oxidoreductase activity, acting on the CH-OH group of donors, NAD or NADP as acceptor
Source: RefSeq, a predicted model, not a curated record